AUGAAUGUCCAACCUGGAGCAAAUCCACAGCAGCCACCGAGAAAUCAGCAGAGGCCGAAACUCCCAACACAGGCUCAAGCUUAUGCAAUGAGGCAGAAGCAGCCAGAGGUGAACCAGGGAAAUAUGGCAGGCAUGGGUAAGCUCUUCAACACACCCGUUACGCUUUUGUUUGAUACUGGUGCUUUGCAUUCUUUUAUUCCUACUCAUUGCGUGACUACCUUAAGACUCGCUACGAAAGAACCUGAACAUAGGAUUGAAGUAUUUUCCCCAGUAGGAAGACGUAUAGAGAUAUCUCGUACUUGCUCGAACUUGGAAAUCACUCUGGGCGAAUUUAAGAUUUUAGCAAACAACCUGAGUGUUAUGAUCAUGUGGGAUGUGCAUAUUAUAUUAGGAAUGUACAGGCUGGCUGAAAACCAUGCCACGAUCAUGUGCAAGGAAAGGAAAAUUUCUUUAGGACCCCCGAAGGUGAAGCUACCCACUAUCGCGGAAUUUCCAUGGGAACGCGAAAAUCUGUAA
This is a messenger RNA of Salvia splendens (bonfire salvia), 516 nucleotides long. RefSeq lists its product as uncharacterized. NCBI's taxonomy places the organism in Eukaryota, Viridiplantae, Streptophyta, Magnoliopsida, Lamiales, Lamiaceae. The transcript has a single exon. The record is from RefSeq and is a predicted model, not a curated record. The coding region runs from base 1 to 516 and encodes 171 amino acids.